Messenger RNA from Myotis daubentonii (Daubenton's bat), 2479 nucleotides. RefSeq names its product dynein light chain Tctex-type 1 (gene DYNLT1). Gene Ontology annotation, molecular function: dynein intermediate chain binding. The record is from RefSeq and is a predicted model, not a curated record. Gene Ontology annotation, cellular component: cytoplasm; cytoplasmic dynein complex. NCBI's taxonomy places the organism in Eukaryota, Metazoa, Chordata, Mammalia, Chiroptera, Vespertilionidae. Gene Ontology annotation, biological process: microtubule-based movement.
CGGGGCUGGGGAAGGGCGGGGCCGGGUAGUCCUGGGCCUCAGUGCGCCGGCGCAGUGCGCUCUCCUCAGGGCGGCGGAGGCGACGCGCCGGGGAAGAUGGAAGACUACCAGACUGCGGAAGAGACCACUUUUGUUGUUGACGAAGUGAGCAACAUUGUGAAAGAGGCUAUAGAAAGUGCCAUCGGUGGCAACGCCUAUCAGCACAGCAAAGUCAAUCAGUGGACCACAAAUGUCGUAGAACAAACUCUAAGCCAACUCACCAAGCUGGGAAAACCAUUCAAAUACAUUGAAGAACGGAGCAGGACUACACACGGCGAGUUCUUGCUUCUGGGACAGCUCUACUGACGGGAGCUGCACCGUGCGAUGGGAGAAUAAGACCAUGUACUGCAUCGUCAGCGCCUUCGGACUGUCCAUCUGACUGACCACCUCAUCCCCCCAGGCUCUUUCUCCUCUGUCUCAACAUUUCUCUCCGAUCUUCUAACCACCAGCCAUGAAUUCAGUGAACAGCUUUCCCGCUCUUUGUUUUCGGUGGCACUCUCAACAUGCAGAGAAAACCCAAAUGACCGCACUGUCCUGUGAUCAGCACACCCUCAAUCACGGAUCGUUCUUGGGCAGUCGGAACCUGGACUGCCACGUGUCCGCACUCUGAAUAUCUCUGUUCAAAGGUGCUAAACACUCAACCUGAUAGUGUGAACCUUUCUCUACUCUCUGAAAUCAUUCAAACACACUAAUUUUUCCAUACUUUGUACUUUUGUUAGAAUAAAUUAUUCCAAUUUAAAGUUUGUUUUUCUUUAGUCUACAUCAGCGGUGGCCAACCUUUCGGACCUCACGGACCACCAGUUGGUGACCGCUGGUCUAACAAACAAAAUCUUCAUAUUUAAUUAGUGCGUCAGCAUCUAUAAAACUAAAAAGGAAAACAAAAACAAGCUGCAAUUUGGCUUUGGUUCUCUCCACACAAAGACUUACUAACCCAUGGGCCAGGCCCUGACAGCUCCGCUGUGUUCUGGUGAGAUCUCUUCUACCUCCAUCCUAAGGCUCCCUCUCCUAGAGCGCAGGUGGGAAGUGGGCCCACUGACUCUGUUCCCUUAGCCAGGAGCUCUAAUGCACACACACGGCUCAGAUCUGCAGCACUACAGCUUGUACUCCGUGUUCUCAUUUCCAGUAGCAAUCUCACAUACACAAAUUUUUUAGUACUUUAGGGCUUGCAAAAUGCCUUCACAAUCAUUCAUCUUGUAUCUACAACAAUUAACACCAUUAUUUUAGAAAAUGUGUUUGGAGGUUAUUGGCUUGAUUUAAAGUUAUAUCCAAGUAAGUAAGGAGCUGGGCCCCAACCCCUGGUCAUGUGACCUCAUCUUUGUGCUCAUCCUUGGGCCACAUUAUCUUGGCAAUAAAGACACACUCCAUGUUCACCUGCUGAAAUGAAAAAAACCCUGCUCUUGUCCUGAAAGCACUCCCGUAUGAAAGAUAAGUUAACUCCACAUGCAAAAAGCAAACCAACGUAAUAAAAAAGGGUCAAAUAUUGCAAACAUACACGUACCAAAAAGGUAGGCUCAGAAUGAAGCCACUCCCAAAGUUUGCCAUAAAUAAACAUUUAUUCAUUUUAACUGAUUACAGUGCUCAUUCUGUGAUCGGGUUUACUGUGCCCACUGACAGAAGAUCUAAUUUGCAGCUCUACCCUUUCAAGCUUUAACUCUAGUGUGUUUUAUUUUACAAAUAUUUACAGUCUUCUUGUAAAAAGGCAGUUUUCAGUAGCAGAAAAAUCCUUCUGUAUUUCAGAGUAUGGUAUAGUUACCAGUAUAUCUAAAACACGUGAAAUCAAGAUAAACAGGAUAACAAGAUGUCACAGACUAAAGCAACUUCCCUUUGGCCUGGGGAAAAGAUUUUUUUUGAAAAUCUAACCUCUAAGGCAACUGCCUUCUAAAACCCUUAAAAUACCUAAGUAUACUUUAGUGUUUGCAGGCAUCCCUUUUACAUCCCUUCGAAUGGCGUCUGUGUUGUUCCCUGUGAAAAGGAUUCCAGGAAGUAAGUUACUGCCCACGUUAUAACCUAUUUACCAUAACUAUACCUUUAGUAAAUACUUCACAAAAUUUAGAGGCUGGUGACAUUUGUCUUAUAAAUCUCCCCAUUUAGUGGGCUGGUGUACAUAAUGUAUCCAAGCUUACUACAGUCUGUAAUCCUAUACAGGACUGACCUUGAAUCCAUUUUAUAUAUCGCCUUCUCUAGCCUUUCAAAUGGGGCUUAAGAGAGAGAAACCACAUCACUUCACUGCAGUAAUGAUUUAAUAAUAAAUCAAGAGGAACUGUUGUCCACAGAGAUAAUGACAGUCUCCCGAGGAAAACUGAAAUACCUGCGGUCAUCUUCCAGGUCGCCCUAGACGGGACCAACACAAAAAGUUAUCCCAAAGAUGAUGCUAUUCAAGCGGUUACCAUGGAAGAACUAAAGUUAGCCCUUUGACUUUAUAAUUUAAAUUUGCAAAACU